AUGGGUAGACGUAAGAUUGAAAUCAAGCCAAUUGAAGAAGAAAAAAACAGAUCAGUCACUUUUGCAAAACGUAAGGCAGGUCUUUUUAAAAAAGCUCAUGAACUGGCUGUUCUUUGUCAAGUGGAUGUUGCUUUGAUUGUUCUAGGUGCUAACAAUGCAUAUCAUCAAUACUCAUCUACUCCACUAGAUGAAUUCUUAGACGGAUAUUAUAGAUACCAAAAAUCCAUAACUGAGAUGAAGAAUUCAACUUCGAGGGAAUCACCUUCAAACAUAGCAUACCAUGCAUAUACUAAUAAUUUGAAUAUGCCUAUAAACUCUUUUCAACCAAGACGUUAUGAAGGGCAAGACGGUUUCUAUGGUAAUCCAGUAAUUUAUCACCCUGUAAAUAUCAAAAGGGAACGUAAUGUUUCGGAAAUGUAUGAUAAUCAAAUGAUGGAGAAUACCACCAAUAAUAUGAAGUUUAAAAGACAGAGAAUAGAGCAAACAGUUUAUUCGCCAGAAAUCGUUGCCCAUAAUGAAGCUGGGUACAGAAUCCCUGUCGGACCAACUCUUAUGGCACCAACGUCCAUGAACCUGCAGCAUAUAAUAUCUGUGGCGUCAAAUCCGCCCACAGUACUAAACCUUCCAAAUUCUGAAUCUUCAAAACCGAUGCACGCACCAGUGGCCAAUACAGUCGAAACCAUAUCGAGAAAAUCUUCUGCCGAAUUCAACAACCACAAUAUGACGUAUGUUAUUGACGGUCGUAAGCACUUGGAACCUAUUACUCCUAUUUCAUCUGAUCAAUGGGUUCAUAUGAACACCCCUUAUCAAAUACCCAUGCAAAAUCAUUUGCUGGCCCCAGGCAUGCCGUCUCGAUCCAUUUCUCCAUCUCAGCCAUUACCGCCCAUUAAAACCAUGACCAGUAGAAAAUUUCAGGCAUCUUUACACUCACCAAUUCAACAGCAUCACCAAUUACAGACGGCAACUUUAGUUUCUUCAUUUCAAAAUCAUAUUUCUGAUCCUAAUAUUAGCACAUCUCCCCGGUCAACCCUUUCUAACAGCAUCCCUAAAAAUGUGUGUCUUCCAAAGGGGAAUCAACGUACUGAAACACUGCAAAAGUUAGAAACAAAUGCUUCUAAACAGCCGUCUUCUUCUUCUACACCAACGUCGAGUGCAGGGGAAUCGUCUAAGCAAAGCGUUAUCGCACAGCUUCCGCCGAUAAAGAAACUGGAGAUUGUAAAACAUAGGACAGAUGCCAUUCUGCCGUCGAUACAUAGUUUUAAUGCCACAAUAGCAGGAAAUAAUGGUUAG
Molecule: messenger RNA, 1290 nt
Organism: Naumovozyma dairenensis CBS 421
Lineage: Eukaryota; Fungi; Ascomycota; Saccharomycetes; Saccharomycetales; Saccharomycetaceae
Exons: 1
Coding region: 1-1290 (429 amino acids)
Biological process (GO): regulation of transcription by RNA polymerase II
Molecular function (GO): protein dimerization activity; DNA-binding transcription factor activity, RNA polymerase II-specific; RNA polymerase II cis-regulatory region sequence-specific DNA binding
Source: RefSeq, a predicted model, not a curated record